Messenger RNA from Plasmodium malariae, 342 nucleotides. RefSeq names its product conserved Plasmodium protein, unknown function. The coding region runs from base 1 to 342 and encodes 113 amino acids. The transcript has a single exon. NCBI's taxonomy places the organism in Eukaryota, Apicomplexa, Aconoidasida, Haemosporida, Plasmodiidae. The record is from RefSeq and is a predicted model, not a curated record.
AUGGAGCGAGAAAUAGAAUGCCAAACGGAAGCCCUUAACUUAUCAGAGGAAAUAAACAUUUCUGAAAAAAUAAAUGACUUAUUAGUUGCUUAUGCAAAAAGUAUAAUAUUGCAUAAUCCAGCUAAGAAUGACGAAAAUGAGUAUGUAAUAAAAAAAAAAAUAUACGAAUGGUCGAAGGAAUAUUUUAAAAAAUUAUAUGAUGAAAAUGAAGGUAAAAAUACAAAUCUUGACAAUGAUUGUGAUGUGAAAUAUGACCCCAGUGCUACUUCUACAGAGAGUAACGCAAUAAAAGAUCAAAUUAAAAAGGAGAUGACGAGGGUAAAUUUUAAUAGGAACAGUUAA